UACGGUGCCAGGAAAUUCAACGUUUUAUUAAUAAAAAAACCAAAAAGUUGUGUGGUUCGCAAGACAUUUGUGGGUUCUAUAUAUAACCAUCUCACCCACUUCGUGUUUCUUUACCGUCUCUCUUUGCCUCCUCUCGGAUUCAACGACUUCGGCUUUUCAGCUUCGUCAAACCUUUGUUGAGAGACUUGGUUAAAAAUCAAGGAUUUCCUUUCUUGGUUACGUAAGCUUCUAUCUACAAAAGUCAAGUUUCAUGUCUGAAUUCGACGAUCAGAUUCCAUCUGCUUUUGAUCCCUUUGCUGAUGCAAAUGCUGAGGACUCAGGUGCUGGUUCAAAAGAGUAUGUGCAUGUGCGUAUACAGCAACGUAACGGUAGGAAAAGCCUGACUACUGUGCAAGGUUUGAAGAAGGAAUUUAGCUAUAACAAGAUACUUAAGGACCUUAAGAAAGAGUUCUGCUGUAAUGGUACUGUUGUCCAGGAUCCUGAGUUAGGCCAGGUCAUACAGCUUCAGGGAGACCAGAGGAAGAAUGUUUCCACUUUCCUUGUGCAGGCUGGCAUUGUGAAGAAGGAGCAUAUCAAGAUCCAUGGUUUUUAAAUAGCGACAGUAUCAUUUUGCUACAUGUAGUUGUCUGCCCUACCUUGACAUGCAGUAGCGAGUGGUAUAUGAUCUGGAUUUAAGUGUUGUAGAGUUGAGUGUUUGUAAAAAUUAUUCUGGUAUUUGUACUUUGAAAAAGGUCUGCUAUAAUAGCAUUGUGUCCUGCUAGUUUCAGCUGCUUGCUCUGUUAUGUGGAAAGAUUAUUGAUUUUUCCAUGACUUUUAACCAUAAUGAUAUAUUCCUGCGUUUUAUUUGUGGUCA
This is a messenger RNA of Ziziphus jujuba (common jujube), 853 nucleotides long. Its product is annotated as protein translation factor SUI1 homolog. Gene Ontology annotation, molecular function: RNA binding; translation initiation factor activity. Bases 251 to 592 code for a protein of 113 amino acids. The record is from RefSeq and is a predicted model, not a curated record. Gene Ontology annotation, biological process: translational initiation. The transcript is spliced from 5 exons. Lineage: Eukaryota; Viridiplantae; Streptophyta; Magnoliopsida; Rosales; Rhamnaceae.